Molecule: messenger RNA, 819 nt
Organism: Ilex paraguariensis (yerba mate)
Lineage: Eukaryota; Viridiplantae; Streptophyta; Magnoliopsida; Aquifoliales; Aquifoliaceae
Source: the annotation of a GenBank genome assembly
AUGAAGAGGGGGACAGAGAUGACACCUUGGACGUUGUUAUUUACCUGGGAUGAUGCUUUCGUGAUCGGAGAUGCCAAAGUAGCCAAGGUAGGCGACGCAAGGGCAGCCAAGGCAGGUGACGCAAGGCCAGUCCAGACAGGCGACGCCGAAGCUGCUCAGACAAUGAGCAGCACCUUGCACAACUUGUGCCGAAAGCCUACAAUGACAAAUGAGUCGCGAAUUGAUAGGCAACACCCUGGUAGUGACAAUGCCAGGCAUAUAGCACUAUUGGGCGGUGUCAGGAGAGGUACGAGGAGCAUUGUUCUGUGCGACUUGGGCCUAGGAAAAGGUGGCGCCAACUCCACGGAUAGCCUGGGCCUAGGCACUGGGCACUGGACGUUAUCAGGCGUUGAUGAAGAGGGGGACAGAGAUGACACCUUGGACGUUGUUAUUACCUGGGAUGAUGCUUUCGUGAUGGGAGAUGCCAAAGUAGCCCAGGUAGGCGACGCAAGGCCAGCCCAGGCAGUGCCAGCUGAGUGGAGGAAUUCUCGAUGGCAAUCAGAGCCGCGAAGUGAUAGGCAACACCCUGGUAGUGACAAUGUUAGGCAUAUAACACUAUUGGGCGGUGUCGGGAGAGGUACGAGGAGCACUGUUCUGUGCGACUUGGGCCUAGGAAAAGGUGGCGCCAACUCCACGGAUAGCCUGGGCAACAAGCAUAGCACCAGAAACAGUCUCAACGAUGCCAUUGGAGUGACAAACGACUUGGGCAAGGCCCUAAGGGAUGUUGACAGUGGCCUGGGCAGUGUUGACACUAUGGGCGAUAUUGAUGGCGAUUUCUAG